Molecule: messenger RNA, 2664 nt
Organism: Teleopsis dalmanni
Lineage: Eukaryota; Metazoa; Arthropoda; Insecta; Diptera; Diopsidae
Exons: 2
Coding region: 1-2664 (887 amino acids)
Molecular function (GO): nucleic acid binding
Source: RefSeq, a predicted model, not a curated record
AUGGUUCAUGUUAAAAUUGAUGGAAAGGAAAUUCAAAUGGAAUUAGACACCGGCGCUCCAUGCGCGGUAAUUAGUUACAGAACUCUUCGAUCGAUAAGACCGAAUUGUAAGUUGCUUAAAAGUGAUAGGCGAUUCACAAGCUACACGGGUCAUAAGGUUAAUUGCGUAGGACGGAUUGUAGUAUCCGCGUCAGUGGGUAAAAUAGUACGACGGUUAAGUCUGUAUGUCGUGGAAGGAGAUUGUGAUACACUUUGCGGUAGGGAAUGGAUAUCACAAUUUGCGAGAGAGAAUAACUUUUCUGAAUUUUUUUCUUCGUCCAACCAUAUUAAUUCAAUAAACUCCUCAGAGCGAGAACUGUCUACAAACCAGCGAGAGCGGCUCCAACAACUGAUCGAGAGGUUUAAGAACGUAUUUAGUGAAACGGCUGGGAAGCUUAGUGGUCCACCUGCUAAAGUGCAUCUUAAAAAGGGAGCUACUCCAGUGUUCGCACGACCACGCGAAGUUCCAAUGGCAUUAAAAGAUGCUUACGGCAAAGAAAUUGAUCGAAAGAUUCAAUUGGGGCAUUACAAGAGAGUAGAUCAUUCGGAAUGGGCUUCGAUUACGCAUAUUGUUGCAAAGAAAAACGGUGGUAUUCGCAUUACAGGCAAUUACAAACCUACAGUUAACCCGCAAAUGAUAAUUGAUGAACAUCCAAUUCCGAAAGCGGAAGAUUUAUUUAAUAAAAUGAAAAAUGCAACAAUUUUUUGCCAUCUUGAUGUAACAGAUGCAUACACCCAUCUUACAAUUGACGAAGAAUUUGCACAUGUAUUAACUUUAAACACAAUCACGCAUGGGUUAGUACGUCCAACACGUGCAGUUUAUGGAGCAGCAAAUAUACCAGCGAUAUGGCAGAGGAGAAUGGAGACAGUACUACAUGGUAUGGCGAAUGUGUUAAAUUUUUUCGACGAUAUCUUAGUAUAUGCUAAAAAUUUUGAUGAAUUGUUACAAGUGUUAGAAACCAUUCUAGGCCGUAUUCAGUUAAGUGGGCUGCGUCUGAAUAAGUCGAAAUGUGUAUUCGCCACAACAUCUGUGGAGUUUCUUGGUCAUCGAAUUGAUGCACAUGGCGUGUAUAAAUCCCAGAAACAUGUCGAAGCAAUAUUAAAUGCGCCCAAACCAUCAAUGGUUGAAGAGCUUCAACUUUUCUUAGGGAAAGCAACAUACUAUGGCGCGUUUAUUCCAGAUUUGGCUACAAAGGCGCGACCAUUACGAGACAUGUUGAAAACAAAAGAAUUUUGCUGGACGGGAGAGGCAGAUGCAGCAUUUACUCAGUUAAAACAAAUAUUGACUUCACCUCAAGUAUUAAUUCCGUACGAUCCGUCACUACCGGUAAUGUUAGCAACAGACGCAAGCCGAACGGGUCUAGGUGCUGUAUUGUCACAUCAUUUAGAAAAUGGAGUGGAUCGGCCAAUAGUUUAUGCAAGUCGAACGAUGACUGCUACGGAACAACGAUAUACACAAAUUGAUAAAGAGGCACUAGCUAUUGUGUGGGCAGUGCAAAAAUUUUUCAAAUACUUAUAUGCUCGUCAUUGGAUAUUGAUCACGGAUCAUAAACCGUUAUCACAGAUUCUUCAACCUAAUAAAUCGCUUCCAGUACUAUGUAUAAGUAGAAUGGCUAACUAUGCAGAGUUUUUAAGCAGAUUCGAUUUCGAAGUUAUAUACAAAAAUUCAAAAGCAAACGCAAAUGCCGAUUAUUUGUCACGUGCUUCCCUUCAACAAAUAAAUCAAUUGCAACAAAUAGUAGCGACUCAUUCAGAUGAAUGUGAUGAGUUCGAUAAUUUCAUGAUUUGCCAGAUAAAUCAGUUGCCUGUUAAAGCAGAACGUAUUGCAAUAGAAACCAGAAAGGACGAGCAUCUCGGCAAGAUAAUCAGAAUACUGGAAAGUGGCCGCUGUUUAAAAAGAGAAGGUUACAAAUCGUCAGAAGCGAGUUACGUAUUGUCAUCAGGGUGCUUGACGUUCGAACAUCGGGUCGUUAUCCCUCCACAUUAUCGACAAAGAUUACUAGAGAAUCUACACACAUCGCACUUAGGAAUGGUAAAAAUGAAGGGCAUUGCACGUUCUUUUAUAUAUUGGCCAGGAAUAGACAAAGAUAUUGAGAAUAUGGCCAACGAGUGUGAUGGGUGCGCGAGACAAGCGAAUAAGCCGGUGAAAUGCGAUAUUCAUCAUUGGGAAUACCCAAAAGGACCAUGGGAACGUAUUCAUAUUGAUUAUGCAGGGCCAUUUGAAGGGGCAAUGUUACUAGUAAUUGUUGAUGCUUACAGUAAGUGGUUACGUUUAGGUGAUCUUCACUACGAAAUACUUUUUAAUGGAAAGGAAGUAAAGAGACAUAGUAGCGGUGACAACACAAAGGACUCGCUUGAAGCAGAGAACAAUGAAUCAACCACUGAAGGGAGUCCGGGAUUGGAGAAUGAGUUUGAGAGGCCAGAAAACAAUGAAGCAACCACUGAAGGGAGUCCGGGAUUGGAGAAUGAGUUUGAGAGGUGGACAACGCCCAACACAUCAAGAAAUGAGGAGUUUUAUUCAACACCACACCCAAUAGCUGAGAGUACGCCUGAGACGACCAACGUAACUCCCGAUGUACGACGGUCAACAAGACUAAGGAAAACUAGAGUGUGUUACACACCAUGA